AUGGAUUCGGAUUACUACCGUACCACCGCAAACUCGGGAAGGAUUAAAAGGAAGCGCUUUGAAGGCAAAUGGCUGAAAGAUGAGGGGGUACAAGAGGUGGUGCAAACGGCAUGGGAGGCGGGUCUGUUGACUGGAGAUGGAGGAGUGGCUAAUGCUAUAGAAAAUGUACAGAAGUCUCUUCACAAAUGGGACCAAGCUGUCCUCAAGAAGCCAAGGGUCAAGCUCCGUACCCUGGCGAGACAGUUAGAGGAGGUCUUGCGACGAGAAAUGUCUGAGGAAAAUGUGAAGAGGCAGGAGGAUUUAACAGAGGAGAUUCAAAAGGUUCUAGAGCAAGAAGAAAUCUAUAAAAUGCAGCGGAGUAGGGUGAAUUGGAUGGCGAAUGGCGAUCGAAAUACAACUUACUUCCAUAACUAUGCAAGAGCAAGAAAGAAGCGUAAUCUCAUCAUGAAGCUGAAGGAUUCGGAUGGAGUUCUGAGGGAGGAAAACAGUCAGCUAAAAGGCAUUAUUACUAAUUAUUUCACUGAUUUGUUUUCUUCAGAAGUGGCUGGAACUGAUAUUAAUCUGUUGCAAAAGGUGAAGCCACGUGUUUCAGCAGAGAUGAAUGAGAGACUUCUGGCCCCUUUUACAGAAGAAGAAGUGAAGAAGGCGUUGUUUGCGAUAGGGGAUUUCAAGGCCCCUGGAAUGGAUGUGGACCGAAUUUGCAAAAUUAUUAGCGGGUGGAACGGGAAGAAUCUUUCCACGGGAGGGAAGGAAAUUCUGCUAAAGGAAAUUGCGCAAGCUAUACCAACCUAUGCAAUGUCAGUGUUCAAAAUUCCGAAAGGGAUUAUCAAGGCAAUAUCGGCAGCCAUUGCGAGGUUCUGGUGGGGUGAGAAAGAGGGGAAGAAAUGCAUGCACUGGUUCUGA
Molecule: messenger RNA, 903 nt
Organism: Lolium perenne
Lineage: Eukaryota; Viridiplantae; Streptophyta; Magnoliopsida; Poales; Poaceae
Source: RefSeq, a predicted model, not a curated record